Molecule: messenger RNA, 822 nt
Organism: Galeopterus variegatus (Sunda flying lemur)
Lineage: Eukaryota; Metazoa; Chordata; Mammalia; Dermoptera; Cynocephalidae
Gene: GJB5
Product: gap junction protein, beta 5, 31.1kDa
Exons: 1
Coding region: 1-822 (273 amino acids)
Biological process (GO): cell communication
Cellular component (GO): connexin complex
Source: RefSeq, a predicted model, not a curated record
AUGAACUGGGGGAUCUUUGAGGGGCUCCUGAGCGGGGUCAACAAGUACUCCACCGCCUUCGGGCGCAUCUGGCUGUCCCUGGUCUUCAUCUUCCGCGUGCUGGUAUACCUGGUGACGGCUGAGCGUGUGUGGAGUGACGACCACAAGGAUUUUGACUGCAACACCCGCCAGCCAGGCUGCUCCAACGUCUGCUUCGAUGAGUUCUUCCCCGUGUCCCACGUGCGCCUCUGGGCCCUGCAGCUCAUCCUGGUCACGUGCCCCUCGCUGCUCGUGGUCAUGCACGUGGCCUACCGCGAGGCUCGGGAGAAGAAGCACCUAGAGGCAGCUGGGGAAGAUGCUGGGCACCUCUACCUGAACCCCGGCAAGAAACGGGGAGGGCUCUGGUGGACGUAUGUCUUUAGCCUGGUGUUCAAGGCCAGCGUGGAUGCCACCUUCCUCUAUGUGUUCCACUCAUUCUACCCCAAAUACACCCUCCCUCCUGUGGUCAAGUGUCAUGCGGCUCCAUGUCCCAAUAUAGUGGACUGCUUCAUCUCCAAGCCCUCAGAGAAGAACAUCUUCACCCUCUUCAUGGUAGUCACAGCCGCCAUCUGCAUCCUGCUCAACCUCGUGGAGCUGGCCUACCUGGUGGGCAAGAGGUGCUGCAAGUGCCUGGCAGCAAGGAGAGCCCACACCGCAUGCUGGGGGCAUCACCCAGACUGUGCCGCCUCUUCUUGCAAACAUGACAACGUCCUCUCGGGCAACCUCAUCCUUCUGGGCUCAGACACUCACUGUCCUCUUUUACCCGACUGCCCCCGAGACCACGUGAAGAAAACUGUCCUGUGA